AUGUCAACCUGCUCUGAAGCAUCUCCUGAUCUGUCGUCGCAGUCCAAGUACUUACAUUUCUUCGCACGACCAGCCCAUUUUGAUGAGUCCUUGUCUGAAAGAUCUUCACUCUCGGUCACAGAAUCCACAGGAAAGUUAAGUGCUAGAGAAGAACAGAUGGCCUCCCUGAUGACUGUCAGGCCUGCCUUCUCCGUAGAUCAGGACUUUUUGGCAGAGCAAUGGGAGCUGUCCCCUCUAAACCAUCAACGUGGUCUCGCCCUAAGGAGGCAUUCCCAUCAAGGCUACAAAAUCAGUCAGAUGUUCAAGGCCCACGAAACCACCAAAUCCAUCACUCACCUUGUACACCUGAGCAUAGCAUCUGCAAGUCAUGAUCAGGACGACAGCUCCGACAGCGACAGCAGCGAAAGUGAUCGCUCUAUUUCGGAGUUAGGAGACAAUUUGUUACAACUCUCACCCCUCGACGAGAGUCGGCAUGACAAACAGAGGACCCUGCAUCCGGCUGCACAUUUAAAGCUAAACCUUCCAGAGGUUAAGGCGCCACCCAGCAUUUAUAGCUCUGAACAACGCCCCCUCAUGAGAGAAAUAGAUACGCCGAUGGGCGAACAGAUACAGUGGAUGCAUUUCAAGGGUCACCAUCGUGCGAGACAGGACAGAAAGGCUGCUGUAAAUGACAUGUCUCGGAUAGAAGCAUUAGAGAGAUGCAAACUGCCACCCAUUGCGCGAGACAUGUGUAAAUCGGGCCAGGAGAUGUCCGUGUCCUCUUGGUUGUCUCCUGAGUGGUUAGACGGCAGUGGCCGCAGUAGCGGUGAGGUCGCCGGUGGCGGCGGCAUCGGCGUCGAGAGCAGCCGCAUCGAAUCGACAGUCUCCACGGUGGCUGGCAGCACAAGUACCACAGACAGCCAAGUGCUGCAUCAACUAAUUACCGAUUUCAGGGAUGCUGUGGCCGACCUACCCUUUACCAACUUUCUGCGCACCUCGAUUGCCGGGUUACGAGCGGAAGAACCGCAGAUUUGGAUGCACGUCUUCCGCAAUCUCCACUCAAACCUGGGAAGAGAGCUACUAACCGCAAUGAUUGCAGAUUUGAAACGGCCAGAACCAAAGAUAAAAACGCUUCAAAGGUUACAAAAAGCGGUCAUCAGUUGCAUUAGAGCUACCAAGUAG
Molecule: messenger RNA, 1161 nt
Organism: Spirometra erinaceieuropaei
Lineage: Eukaryota; Metazoa; Platyhelminthes; Cestoda; Diphyllobothriidea; Diphyllobothriidae
Source: the annotation of a GenBank genome assembly